Molecule: messenger RNA, 2487 nt
Organism: Sungouiella intermedia
Lineage: Eukaryota; Fungi; Ascomycota; Pichiomycetes; Serinales; Metschnikowiaceae
Source: the annotation of a GenBank genome assembly
AUGAGUUUUUCGAUUUAUGACCUCGAAGAGGACAUUCGGAAACUACUUAAUAUCGACAAUUUCCUAAAUGGCCUCACCACCAAUGAAUUCAUCGAGGAAUUGAGCAAAGACCACAUUCUUAAAGGUGCAGAGGUCAACAAAUUGGAAUACUUGGAUCCGAAACCAUACAUUCGAACAUUCGAGUCGACAUUGCGCCACUUAAAAAACUUGUCUAAGGAGGCAGCGACUAUGAAAUUACGAGCAGAAAAUGAUGUGGAUGAGUUUGAGUUGGCCCACAGCAAGUCGGUGCUUAAGCUUUCGUCCAAAGUAGAACUGACGGUAUCUAAGUUUGACCACUUGGACACAGAGAUCACCAGCAUAUCGAACAAAAUCGAUCCAUUGAAUCAGGCUCUCAACAAGAUCACAAACUCGCGAGAUCGAUCCACGGAAACCAUCUUUUUAGUGAGAGCAUACCAUGGUUUUUAUACCAAAGAGAAGUACGAGCCGUUGGAGAAGCUCAGAACGUCCAAGGACAAGGAAUCGAAGACCAAAUGCGCCAAGACUGUUAAUAACUUGCUCACGUUGGCGAAGAAGAUCGAGACUCUCACAGGGACGUUGCCUAAAGUGACCAAGUGCGUGACUACCAUCGAAAAGUACAGCGAGAUGAUGGAGCAAGCAUUGAUUGACAGAUUUGAGAUGGCGUCAGAAGAAGCAGAUUUCGAGGAGAUGAGCGAUAUCUCCAAAAUCUUGUUCCAGUUCAACGGAGGAAGUAACGUUGUGCUGGCUUUCAUGAACAAGAGUGAAUUGUUCCUCGAUACUGAGAGAUCUGAGGAUGAUGAGAACUCAUACUCCAUUGUCGAUGAUGCAGCCAUCUGGGAAAAGCUUUCGGAUCCCAACUAUCGUAUGAAUGAACCGCUAAAAGGCGAAAACACCGAGAUUCUCUUGGAUCGCCUCAAGUUUGUCAUCAAGGGCCAGGCACGCAUUGUCCAACAAGUCUUCGAAGAGCCCAUCCAUGUCAUCAAAGCAAUGCUUCAGCGUGUGUAUGCGCAAAUGAUUCAGAACAGGGUGUCGACGUUGCUAUCGUUUUCGCAGCAAUCAGGUGCACUUGCCCACGUUCGUAUUUUGCAUGCGCUCUAUGUGCUUCUUGGAGAUUUCACCAAAGAAAUGAAGGAGUUCUUUGUUACCAACGAGUUUGAUGAAAAUAAUGAGAUUGGCGCCACUCUCGAGCAAUGUUAUUAUGAUCUUUUCAUCGAGUACCUCACUGGCAACUCAUAUUUCAAUUUGGAGAAGGAGAUGUUGGAGAGUACCAUCUAUGGGAUUGCAGAAAAAUUCACCACGUUAAAUGAAAGGUCAUUGGCUAAGAAAGCAUUGGAAACGAAAUUGCAGGAAUACGAGAACGAUUCAGGAGCAGACCCUUCAAAUCUCGCCUCGCUUCAGCAUGCUGGUCAUAGCGAGAAGCUUUUGUUUCGUUUUUUAGAGAAGAAGAGAAUCAGCAAAUUCAAGGAUUUCAUGAAAACACACAUAUCAGAAAGAAUUCCGGGCAGAGAUUCUGUGGACUUGCAUGUGUCCCCAUCAGAUUAUAAGGAGAACGGAACACUCAACUCAGCUACUGUUCAGAUUGUGCUCAAAUUGGCUAUUGAAGCAGUGGCUCGUGUUCUUGAGUUGGAGGCUAAUAAAUCUCCAGAGUACUCAUUGGAUAUUCUUGAGAUCCUUCUUCUUGAUUUCGGAAGUCUCUACAUCUUUGGAGGACUUGAGGUUGCAUACGAUAAGGCUCAAACUGAGCUUCAGAAUGUAUCUCAGCCACAAGAGAUUAACUUGCAGUACCUUCAGAUCAUCAAUGACAUCAGUGAAGUGUUGCUUUUAGUGUCCACUUGUGUCAAAAAGAUCAUCUUGCCUUGUGCGGUCAACGACCUUAAUAUCAGGAACAGAAUGGUGAGCUUGACUAAUAAUUAUGUUUCAAGAUGUGAGACGUCCUUAAACAUCAUCUUGAGCUGCACAGUCGAGAUUGUCACAGAGCGAAUCAACGUAUUUUUGCUAAGACAGAAGAAGAAAGAUUACGUCUGUGAUACAAUUGAUAGCAAUCAGGAUUACACUGAGGUGUGCGAGCUGAUUUCGGAUCUUCUCAUUCAUGUGCAUGGAUUCUUUCAAAGAUAUCUCAAUGAGAAGAAUCUCAAUAAUCUUCUAACGAAAGUGGGAAUGAUCACGUUGAACCUCUUGUUGGACCACUUCAAGAAGUUCGCAGUGAACUCUACUGGUGGUAUUGUUCUCACUCAAGAUGUGAUCCGAUAUCAAUCAGUCAUUGAUUCCUGGGACCUUCCAGAAUUGAGUGAGAGCUUCCAGAUCUUGAGAGAGAUCAGCAAUUUAUUCACAGUGCAACCCAACUUGAUCAACUCAUUGAUUAGCGAGGGCCAUUUGGCCAGCUUGAAGAUUUAUACUGUCAGACAGUACAUCUCCAAGCGUACCGAUUUUACACCGAGCUACAUGGAAAGGUUCUUUGGUCGUAAGUAG